GUGGACUUCCGUAGUUAGCUAAACGUUAGCUUGAUUGUUGUCACCUGAAGGACACAAACUAUCACCUUUCCAAACCAGUAAACACACAUUUUUGCAACUAACUAACUUUUGACACGUUGCCGCUUUGCUCCCCAACCAGAGAUGUCUCCUAAACCGCUGGCACCGCUGGCCAAAAAAUUGAUGAAGGUCGUCAUUGUUGUUGAACUACUUGGAGUCUUUGGAGCCUACAAACUCUUUGACAUGAUGAACAGCAGCCAAGAUUUGAGGAGCAGGUUGAGCAGAAGGUUUCCAUCCAUUUUAGAAGUUUACUACAAGUCCAACGAGCUGGCGGGCGUUUACGGCGUGCGCGAGAAAGACCAACUGGACUGGACGGCCACGCAGGACUGACAACUACUUCCUGUUCCAGUUCCCGCCUGCCCGUCUUGGGUCGGCCCAUCUGCUUCCUCUUGUUGAAGACUGUCUUUCUUCCCGUGCAGCGUCUUGGCGUGGAGGUUGUGGUCUAGUCGUCACGUUGAGUGUCCUACUCGAUGCCUCAGCAUCACAGGAAGUACCCUGACAUCACUUCCUGCUGUCGGUGUAAAUGUCUAACGUGCUACUAGCUCACUCAAGUGCCGCUGCUUGGAAUGUGGAGAUGAGCUGAACGGACUUUCACAACAAGUUUGGAAGAUGCUGACUCAGACAUCAACAGCGUUGGUCAUGCUGGCUAUUUAUGCUUGCACUUGUAGUAAAAAUAAAGUAAGAAAUGACAUGUACAUAAGUAUUCACAGUACAUAAGUAUUUACAGCCUUUGUACCAUGGACCACUCCAUCCAUACCACAUCCCCACCCCCACAUAAACUGCACAUUUUGGAGAGGCCUUUUAUUGCGGCCAGCCUAAGGCACACCUGUAAGAGGAAGUGUACAUUUCUAUUUAUUAUUCACAUUACAAUAUUUGUGUAAUAUUUCCAAAUCAUUUAAAUAUGUUUACAUGUCAAUCAUAAACCACCUCUUAUAUUGCAAAAGCAACGGCCACUUUCCAUUGGUCUUUGAAGUCACACCAAAUUCACAUUCAAGCCCCGCCCCUGAUGACAAACUCCUUCCUGUCUUCCUGUUCAGUGUCUUUUUACCAGACUGGCCUGCCGGUGGCGCAGAAGCCCAUGCAGUGUAUGUCGCGCACGUGCGUGCACGUGCAGCGACCCACUUCCCUCCU
Messenger RNA from Dunckerocampus dactyliophorus (ringed pipefish), 1188 nucleotides. RefSeq names its product protein CEBPZOS-like. The record is from RefSeq and is a predicted model, not a curated record. NCBI's taxonomy places the organism in Eukaryota, Metazoa, Chordata, Actinopteri, Syngnathiformes, Syngnathidae. The transcript is spliced from 4 exons. Bases 142 to 387 code for a protein of 81 amino acids.